Molecule: messenger RNA, 1751 nt
Organism: Diospyros lotus (date-plum)
Lineage: Eukaryota; Viridiplantae; Streptophyta; Magnoliopsida; Ericales; Ebenaceae
Product: amino acid transporter AVT1H
Exons: 3
Coding region: 85-1485 (466 amino acids)
Biological process (GO): amino acid transmembrane transport
Cellular component (GO): vacuolar membrane
Molecular function (GO): amino acid transmembrane transporter activity
Source: RefSeq, a predicted model, not a curated record
CCAGGCUUAAACCAAGCGCCUUGAGAAGGAGCUUGAUAAGUCGGAAGAUUUCUCAUAUUUCUUGGCAAAGAAGAGUAUAUAACAAUGAAGAAAUUGCCUUCUCCAGACUCAGAUAACUGUUUGCCUCAAAGGAGCCGAGUUGCUACCGAGACGGAGGGUGGUGCCGGGCCAAGCUUGGCCGUCUGCUGCGGCGGCUGCUUGGAGGAAAACAAGGUGUGCAAGUGUGGCGCCAUCCAUGGCGGCGGCGGCGGCAUUGUUGAGGAAAAAGCUUUUGGGAAUACUGUGAACGCUAAUAGCUCUUUUGUUCAUGCUGUCAUCAACAUGAGUGGAAUGCUCAUAGGUCUGGGGCAACUGUCAACCCCAUAUGCCCUGCAAAAGGGGGGCUGGACCUCUGCAUUUCUGCUUGUGGGCCUGGGCAUAGCAUGCACUUACAGCUCCCAUCUUCUCGGAAAAUGCCUGGACAAGUACCCAGAGCUGAUGAACUACGCAGAUAUAGGGCGCCAUGCCUUUGGAGCGAAGGGCAGAGUUCUAGCAGCGUCCUUCAUCUACCUGGAGAUUUUCAUGGCCCUAGUUUCCUACACCAUCUCACUUCAUGACAACUUGAACACUGUGUUCUUGGGGGCUCACCUGAAGCUGCCGGCCACCGGCCUUUCAACCUCUCAGCUGCUAACUGUGAUAGCCGUACUGGUGGCGCUGCCCAGCCUGUGGCUGAGAGAUCUCUCUUCCAUCUCCUUCCUUUCGACCGGCGGCAUCCUCAUGUCACUCCUCAUUUUCACAACGGUGGUCGGAACUGCCAUUUUUGGAGGUGUGGGAACAGACCAGAGGAUCCCUGUUCUUCAACUCCACAACAUUCCGGCCAUAUCUGGCCUUUAUUUCUUCAGCUACGCUGGCCAUAUUGUUUUUCCUAACAUUCACAAAGAAAUGAAGGACCCCUCCAGGUUCACCAAGGUAUCAAUAGUGAGCUUCUCACUGGUGACAAUGCUUUACACGGCCUUAGCUUUCAUGGGAGCCAAAAUGUUUGGGCCAGAAGUGAGUUCCCAGAUCACUCUGAGCAUGCCCAGACACCUCGUGACCACAAAGAUUGCACUCUGGGCAACAGUGCUGACACCAAUGACAAAAUACGCAUUGGAAUUCGCGCCAUUCGCGAUCCAACUAGAGCGAAACCUGGAGGACCAUGCCGUGAAAUCCAGGACAAGGAUGAUCGUAAGGGGCGUUGUGGGUUCCUUCUUGCUGCUGGUGAUACUGGUGCUGGCGCUUUCUGUGCCGUACUUUGAGUGUGUUCUUGGCCUCACCGGCUCCCUUGUGAGUGCCGCAAUUUGCCUCAUCUUUCCCUGUGCCUUCUACAUCAAGCUCUUUCGGCCCCAGAUUUCGAAACCUGGCUUGAUUUUGAAUCUGGUUUUGAUUGGUGUUGGUUGCUUUCUUGGGGCGUCUGGAACCAUUUAUUCUUCCAAGAUGCUUAUAAGCAACCUGCAUAGAGCCCACUGAGAUCACAGUAUGAAAUAUAUGUAUACAUAUUUUAUUAUUGAUCUUCAUCCAAAAAUAACAAAGUACGGAUGGUUUCAUAUAUGUUGUGUUACAGUCACAGACCAAAGAUCUUUUAGGCCUUUUUAAUUUCCUGUACUUUACAAUGGGUCACCCAUGAAUAAUUACCCAUGUGGGUGCUAUUGUAAUGAGCUAGAUUUCUACUAAUUAAAGGCAUAUCAUAAAAGAUUUUUGUUUUUGGUUAUAUAUCACUUCUAGUUGAAUGACUC